Lytechinus variegatus (green sea urchin) is the source of this 777-nucleotide messenger RNA. Its product is annotated as fibrinogen C domain-containing protein 1-like. Lineage: Eukaryota; Metazoa; Echinodermata; Echinoidea; Temnopleuroida; Toxopneustidae. The record is from RefSeq and is a predicted model, not a curated record. The transcript has 4 exons. Bases 1 to 777 code for a protein of 258 amino acids.
AUGCCUCGGACGGUCAAAUACCAUGUCGAUGACAAACGGUCUUAUGGAAAGCCUGGAAAGAAGUCUAUCCCUGUAAAACGAAAACAAUGUGAAACCGAUGAGAAAAUAUUUCCAUCCGUGGUUCCUGGCCAACCAACUGACUGUGCUGACAUCCAGACCCUAGGGGCAAACGUCAGUGGUGUCUAUGCCAUAUACCCUGGGAAGCAUACCAAUGUUUAUUGUGAUAUGGAGACGGAUGGGGGUGGUUGGACCGUUUUCCAACGUAGAAGUGAUGGCUCUGUAGACUUCGGUCGAAACUGGUCUGACUACAAGACUGGUUUUGGAAGUAUUUCUUCCGAGCACUGGCUAGGUAAUGAUAUGAUUCAUCAACUAUCGAAUCAGAGGAAUUACGAACUGCGGGUUGAUCUGGAAGACUACGACAGAAAUACUAGAUAUGCAAAUUAUGCCCUGUUUCGAGUUGAUAAUGAAACGCUUGGCUACAAACUGAAUGUCAGCGGCUAUUCGGGCAAUGCAGGCGAUAGUCUUGGUUAUCACAGCGGGCAGAUGUUUAGCACAGCAGAUAACAAGAACAAUGGGUAUCAUUAUAAUUGUGGACGCAUGUUCAAUUCAGGAUGGUGGUUCAAGUACUGCUACAGAUGUAACCUCAACGGGGAAUAUCGACAUUAUCAGGGCCGAAAAACUAGUACAGGAUUCACGUGGGGAACUUGGAAAACUGAAGACUCUUGUAAGAUGAGCGAAAUGAAAAUUCGACCCACAUUUGAAGAGCAAGAUCUCUAA